CAAGUUCACUCCCACUUAAUCUAAAACAGUCACAACAACAAAUGCACUGACAUGCUGCUGCAUGUGGUGUAACAAAGCGGCAUAGUUUCCCAAGGAUUGUUAAACAUGCUACUUAUAUUUUAUAUAAAAAAGGAGAAAAGUAAAUGAGAAGAGUUUGACUUCCUCUGGAGCUUUCUUCACCUUCAUAAUCUGACAGAAUUCUAUUCAAACCUGAAGCCAAACCAAAUCCUGGUCCUACCUUUGAGCCCACGGGACUGAUCAUGACUUUACUUCUGGGCAUAGCUCUGCUGGCUUUGGCCCUAUCAGGGCCCACUGUGGCCUUUGUCCCCAUCGGGGGUCGUGCAUCCACUCAUAUCAGCAUCACAGGAACGGCCCUAUUGCAAAAAGUGACAGAGACAUGUCGGGCAGUGGCUGAGGCAGCUGGGCAUGAGUUCGAACCCACGGGUCCAUCUCCUGAAGAGCUGGUCCAGGCCUGUCUGGGCCCCACAGCCACAGGAGAAGUGUCUGGUGCCAAGUUUCACUCUGCUCUUCAAGAAAUCUACACCCAGAAUGGACUGAUUGACCGUGACUUUGUCAAUAGUGCUCCACACCACUUCAAUUCAGAGGCCUUUCUGGAAGGACGUGGCCUGAUCACGGAGGGUGUGGUGGCCAUUAAGGCUAAUAUCGGCAAGGAGAACUUCAAGGCUGCCAGGGAAACACUGGGCAGAGUCCUUCAUACGCUACAGGACUUCUACAGCCACAGUAACUGGGUGGAGCUGGGAUACACAGAGCCAUACACCAACCUAUUACGCCCAGACCUUCCUCUGGAAAACCUGGCAGAUGUCAACACUGCCACCUGCAAUGACUGUGCCAGUGGAACAUGUCCCAAUCCCAUCCUCUCCAACAUCCUGAAAAAGAAGAAACUCACAUCAGGCUACAUGGGAAUCUCCUCUGCCAACAAACCAAAAGGUAAAUGCAGCCAUGGCGGUGCAGGUGACCAAACUAGCACAACAGUUCCUCGCGGAGGCAUCAGCAAGGAUGAGCGUCGAUCCGACAACCUGGCCUUCCACAAUGCUGCUGUGAAUGCAGCCACAGCUGCUAGCUUGCAGCUGCUGGACGAUAUCCGGUUAGCUGCUGGAAACAAUGACUUUCUGAGAAUGCUGGGGAUCGCCCGCUCCUCUGUCGUGUGCUUUGUUAUUGACACCACUGGCAGUAUGUCAGAUGACAUCGCAGAAGCCAGGGCCGUUGUUUACGAAAUCAUUGACAGCAAAAAGGGAACACAGGAUGAGCCAUCCGAGUACAUCCUGGUGCCCUUCAAUGACCCCAGUUUUGGACCUAUGAUCCGGACAACAGACCCUGAUAAGAUGAAAAAAGAAAUCUCUAAGCUCAGUGCAACAGGUGGUGGUGAUCACCCUGAAAUGUGCCUGUCAGGACUUCAGGUGGCUCUCACCGGUGCCCCUCCCUCCUCCCACAUCUAUGUUUUCACUGAUGCCACAGCCAAAGACAUCUACCUCAAGGACACUAUUGUUGCCCUCAUCAGGAGCACCAGAUCAACUGUGUCAUUCUUCAUGACUGGGGCCGGAGGAAGGAAACGUCGUUCCCUCAGAGCUAGCUUCCAAGACUACAAGGACCUGGCUUUGGCCUCUGGAGGACAGGCUAUCCAGGUGUCUAAGAGUCAGUUGCCUCAGGCUACAGACGUCAUCCUUGACACGUCUACUUCUGCUCUGGUGACAGUUCUUCAGCGAGCAAGGAAUGGUGGGGCACAGGAGAUCUUUCCCUUCGUAUUGGACGAAUCGCUGAAAAAUACCACCAUCUACAUCACAGGAACAUCCGUUACUUUCACAGUGACUAACCCUGCAGGUGCUACCCAGAACCAGAACGAGGCCAGUGGUAAACUGGGUACCAUACAGACAGUAGGCAACCUGUAUAGAAUUCGUCUCAACGCUGACAAGCAAACAGGAACAUGGAAGAUAAACAUAAUGUCCAAACAACCAUACUCACUUAAAAUCACAGGCCAGAGCACGAUUACCUUUAUUUAUGAUUUUGUGGAAAGCUUCGGAGGACCUCACCCAGGUUAUGCAGUAGUCAGUGGGCGUCCACAAGCAGGCCAACCAGCCAACCUGAUGGUCUCAGUAAUGGGUCGGAAAGGUCCAUCAUCGAUGGCUAUUGGAGAGAUUGGCCUGGUAACUGUAUCUGGUUCUCAGAGUGUUAGCAAUGGCAAAACAACUGACAUGGGAAAUGGAGAGAUCUUGGUGACUGUUGAUGCCAUCCCUAGCGGAGAGUUUGUGGUCCUCCUAAAUGGAACCGACAAACUAUCAAACAGUCAAUUUCAGAGGCAGUCUACCACCCAGAUGUCUGUGUCCAAAGUGAAUAUCCAGGCUGUGGUAGAUAGCAGUGUGGAGCCAGGAAAAACCUUCAAGCUUCCCUUCAGUGUCAUGACCCAGGGUUCUGGUGGUAAAUACACAAUUAGCGCUAAAAAUGACAGAAAUUUCGAGAUGACCUUCCCAGACAGCAUCACCUUGACAACUGGACAAUAUACUAAUGCUACGUUGACCAUUACACCACCUGCCAACACACCAUCGGGCACUGAUGUCACUCUGACUAUGGAAGCCAAGUCAUCCAGUGGUGCUGACUCCAAUUACGUUGUUUUGAGAUUCUCUGUUGUUACCAAGAUUACAGAUUUUGUUCCUCCUUCAUGUGAAGUUGUUGGUGUGCUGGCUGAUGAUUGCCCUCAAGACGUGUCUCAGUGUGGACCUUUCAGUUGGGAGCUCUCAGCCAACCUUACUGAUGGAAAUGGCACUGGGAUAACCAGAAUUUCCCUGAAUCAGGGCAAUGGAAACUUAACACACACUUCCUUGAAUGACCCAGUCAUUAGUGCAAACUACACAGCCUCCUGCUGCUCACAGAUUGUUGAGCUGAUAGCUGUAGAUAAAACUGGGAAUGUGGGCAAGUGUUAUCAUUCCAUUGUACGUUCUGCUGGCCCUGCUUUGACCCUGUCGCUGCCAGUUUGGUUGUGCCUGGUGUUAUCUGCCUUUGUAGCAAGGUUUUAAAGGGCUAAAGUUGUUCAUUGUAUCCUACUUAAAUAAAAUGUAAGUACUAAUUAAAUAAUGGGCAAAUGUAUAAAUAAAUAUUCAUGAUCUGAAAAAA
Larimichthys crocea (large yellow croaker) is the source of this 3126-nucleotide messenger RNA. RefSeq names its product von Willebrand factor A domain containing 11 (gene vwa11). The transcript is spliced from 18 exons. NCBI's taxonomy places the organism in Eukaryota, Metazoa, Chordata, Actinopteri, Sciaenidae. The coding region runs from base 261 to 3029 and encodes 922 amino acids. The record is from RefSeq and is a predicted model, not a curated record.